GGACUCUGCAGCCCAGUGGCCUCAACUGUCACAGAUUCAUCCAACACAGCGGAGCGAUGAACAAAAAUCCAAAUUGAACCGGUUACUAUGGCAGCGAAGGCCAGAAUCCACCAAUAAAAGGCGACUUUUCAGUGAGGGGCAGCUGAAAAGGAGCUGUGUCCUACAUAAGUGUCCAGUAAUCCAGAUGUAUUCUGAGUGAGGUUUAACACUAUAUGGGCUCCGUUGAGACAAUGCUGUACGGAAAUCGUCCGAGUGGUGCAAGAUGUCUUCUUCCCUUUGCAACUUUGGUUUUAUGGAGUGCCAUCGCCAGAGGAGCCCAGAAAAUAGAUCUAAACAAUGAAAAUGCCAUUGCAACAAUCAACCAUUCUUCAAUUCUUAUUGAUCACCUUCACGGUCUCCUGCACAAUUCCAACUCGAGUGAUAUCACGCUGAAGGUCUACACAGGGAAUUCGGAUGAAGUCAAAGUGUUUCGCACUCACCACCUUCUCCUUGUCCUUCAGAGUGAUGUCUUUGAGGACCUCUUGCUGAAUCGAAGUGUUACCACACUCAUUCUACAUGAAACAUCUGAAUGUGCUGUCCUUUUUGAGAAAUUACUCAGGUACUUGUACAGUGGUGAAAUCACAGUCCUUUUGAAUCAAGUUGUCCCACUGCAUAAACUAGCCACCAAGUACCACAUUACAGCCUUGCAGCAUGGUAUCCUUGAAUACAUGAGCCAACACCUUGCCAGUGCCUUGCCCCGAGGCCAUGUGGUCAGUUGGUAUCACUACUCACUCAGAAUAGGUAACGAAGGUCUACAGGAGAGAUGCAAGCAGUUUCUGGCUUGGAACAUGUCCAGCGUCAUUCACAGCCAGGAGUGGCAAACCAUGAGUGACGACCUGAUGGUCGCCCUGCUUCAACGCUCCGACCUGGUUGUGGAAAGUGAACUGGAGAUUUAUUAUGGAGUUGAGGAGUGGAUAAAGAAGAACCACCCCGACAUCUCGGUAACAGAGACCGUCCUCAAGUCAAUUCGUUAUGCCAUGAUCAGCCCCCAGCACUUGUUCUACAUUCAGAAGCAAUCACCCGUCAUGAAUGAGUUUUACAGUUUAGUCCGCAACUUACUUUUUCUCACUUUCCAGUUUCAUUCCACCACACCUCUUGUGUUUGCCAAAUAUUUUGAUGUCAACUGUAGCCUCUUUAUACCAAGGAAUUAUCUGUCUAGUUCCUGGGGUUCCCAGUGGGUGAUCAAUAACCCUGCCCGAGAUGAUCGUAGCACCAGCUUCCAAACCCAGCUAGCACCCAGUAACUCUGACAGUGGCAAGAAAGUGACCUGGAAUGCCCUCUUCUCGCCGAGGUGGCUGCCCGUCAGCUUCAGGCCCUCAUACUCGUUGCCGGCGAAUGGAGCAGUACAGGCUUACAGCCCCGAAGACGGGCGGCCGCGGAUCAUAAUCAACCCAGCUACUAACAGCGUCAACUUCGCAGGAGUCAGCUUCCAGAAGACUAUCUUGGUGAGGGUGAAGCAAGAAGGGAGGUCCUACGUGAAGCAUGUGUAUAACUUCCACCAAAGCACUGAAGAAACCGGUGACUUCCUCAUCCGGGCCGAUCUCCAAAAGCGUUCCUCAGAAUACUUGAUUGACAAUUCCCUUCACCUCCACAUCAUCAUUAAACCCAUUUACCAGUCACUGAUUAAAGCAAUAAAGUGAUUUCAUUCAGAGGAUGACGUUCAUCCAAAAAAGUCUCAGUAAAUAAAGUCUAGUACAUGCAGAAAAUAGGAAACCCUAAUUGCUUAAUAUACUGUGCCUAUAAAAAGUAUUCAACCCUUGCCCCCCACCAGAAGUUUUCACCUUUUGCAGCAAUUACAGCCCAAGUCUGUGGAUAGGUCUCUAUCAGUUUUGCACAUCUGACAACUGCAAUUUUUCUCCAUUUUUCUUUACAAAGCUGCUCAAGCUCUGUUGGGUUGCAUGGGAAUCAUGAGUAAACAGCCUUUUUCAAGUCCAGCCACAAAUUCCCAAUUGGACUGAGGUCUGGACUCUGACUUAGCCGCUCCAGGACAUUAAUUUUGUUGUUUUUAAGCCAUUCUUGGGGUCAUUGUCUUGCUGGAAAACAAAUCUUCUCCCAAUUUACUGCUCCUUGCAGACUUCACCAGGUUUCCCUCCAGGAUUUCCCUGUAAUUUGCUGCAUUUUACCCUCUAACUUCACAAUCCUUCCAGAGCCUGCUGCAGUUAAGCAACCCGAAAGGGUGAUGCAGCCACCACCAUGCUUUAUGGUAGGGAUGGUAUUUUUUUUGAUCUUGUACGGUGUUUGGCUUAUGCCAAAUGUGGCAUUGAGUCUGAUGGCCAAAAAGCUCAAUUUUGGUUUCUACAGACCAUAGAACUUUCUUCUAGUUGACGUCGGAGUUUCCCACAUGCCUCCUGGAAAACUCUAGCCAAGAUUUCAUGUGAGUUUUUUCAACAGUGGCUUUCACUUUGCCACUCUCCCAUAAAGCUGCAACUGGUGAAGCACCCAAGCAACAGUUGUUGUAUGCGCCGUCUCUCCCAUCUCAGCCACUGAAGCUUGUAACUCCUCCAGAGUUGACAUAGGUCUCAUGGUGGCCUCCCUCACUAGUCCCUUCUUGCAUGGUCACUCAGUUUUUGAGGAUGACCUGCUCUAGGCAGAUUUACACUUUUGCCAUU
Mobula hypostoma (lesser devil ray) is the source of this 2648-nucleotide messenger RNA. RefSeq names its product BTB (POZ) domain containing 17b (gene btbd17b). NCBI's taxonomy places the organism in Eukaryota, Metazoa, Chordata, Chondrichthyes, Myliobatiformes, Myliobatidae. The record is from RefSeq and is a predicted model, not a curated record. Gene Ontology annotation, molecular function: protein binding. The transcript has 4 exons. Bases 213 to 1679 code for a protein of 488 amino acids.